Messenger RNA from Galendromus occidentalis (western predatory mite), 1117 nucleotides. Its product is annotated as cell division cycle-associated protein 3. The coding region runs from base 109 to 657 and encodes 182 amino acids. The transcript is spliced from 2 exons. The record is from RefSeq and is a predicted model, not a curated record. Lineage: Eukaryota; Metazoa; Arthropoda; Arachnida; Mesostigmata; Phytoseiidae.
GAAAGGCGGCGCAGAGACUACGGUCGCAACCAGAAUAUUCGGGGAAAAUAUCUGUCUGGAUAUCGCUUUCUGUCCGCUUUAGCCCGACGUUCUUUUCUCGUAAAUAAUAUGGGUGCGAAUUCUAGCAAAAAAGAUGACACUCCACAGCAGAACAGGCGACCUCUCUUCUUCGAUCCUCGAUCCCCAACGGAAGGAAUCACCCGAACGCCGAUUAUGGUUGACGUGACUCCGAUGCAAGCGCUUCAGACACCGACUUCGAAGAUCACUCAACUCGUUGAUCCGAGAUCGCCUGCCGAGUGUUUCAAGAGAACACCGGUGCUGACUCCGAUGAAAUUCGACUUCGCUGAGCUGGAACAGGCCCUACAGGAACAGCUAAAACAAAACCAGACCCCAGUCGCUUCGAAAGCAGUAGCCGAAGAAGCCCCGACGCCUCCCUCGACCCCUCUGAAAGCUAAGGCGCCGAAAGCAGUGACGCCUCUCGGUGUGCGCUCACCCAAUGUCAAUGUAACCGGAGAUUCGCGGGCUGGUGGCAAAGAGAUCGAAGUCAAGCAUACCCCAUCUGCGAAAAGCCGCCUGCGCCAUGUCGCUCAUCAGAACCAAGCGAAAAAGCGUGGGGUUGUCCAGGACGAGAAUAGCCCACGACCGAUCAGACUAUAGGGCGGCUGUACACCAAAGUUUUCUAAGCUCCUACAUCUUCAUUCCGCAUCAUUUUAUCCUUCUAUGUACGCUAUGACCGAGGCAGAUUGUGACCGACCGGGAACGGAGCACAUGACCACAAAUUUAGUCAGUGCCACGAUGCAUAGAAUUGGGAUGGAGUUGACCUGUGGCGACUUCGAAUUGUCGACAUCUACGGACCUCCUUGAUCUCGCGGUUGAUUUUCCGUGAGCCGGCUCGAUUGAUUGGCGGUGAGCCCCAUUUGACUUUGUUGUGUGACUGUAGCCUCAUAUCGACUUGUGAAGAUUCCGGAGGAAUCGACCAUGUGGUCAAGGCCCAGGUAGUGGACUAGCAUGCCCAUCGAUUGGGCUCGUCGACGAGCCCCGGUUGGUAUCGGAUAGAUACAUCCAUGUAAUUAUUCGGAAGCAGAGGAAUAAUAUCAAGUGAGAGGCAGUUCCGUGAA